GUCGGCAGGUUGAAUCACUCUCGGAAACUGAGCUGCGUUCCGAGGCUGGAAUUAGUAGUAUCUUGGUCCUCCGUAGUGCGUCGUCGUAACGCUGCCGAAAUUCGCCCUUCCUGACCGUGCCGAGACGAUGAGGCGUCUUUGAAUUUACCAGUUUUCCUAAAUAUCUUUUUUUCGUACCCUAAUAUUCUCGUCUGAUUACCGCCGCUACCGCCUUCCAGCAUGGGGCGGUACCGCGAAAAACCGUCUCAGUUCCCUUUCCCACUAUCGCACACCUCAUGCUCCGCUAUUGGCGUCCUCCUUUUACUCGUCUACUUCGCAGCCCUCGGACCGCCGCUUAAGCUCAUUCCAAUGGAAAGCCGUCCAGAGCAGCAGCAGCAGCACGGCCAGAAUGCAGACUCCGUUCAUUCUGCCGCCUCUUCCGCCGUCUCUUCGGCCGUCUCUUCCGCUGACUCUUCCGCCGACUCUUCCGCCGCCCGUUCUGGUGACACGGAGGUUAUGCUUGACUCGAAAUGGCCUGAAACGAGCAUGCAAAUAACGGUCCUGCGAGUCGGCCAGCACGCCCCCGAGGGGACCGGGCAGCCAGCCCCGGACUGGGGAAAAUCAGCGAUAGCGGAGAAAUCGACGCAGCAGGUGCGACAGAAAGGGGAUUGGAGAACGAAGAACGCGAGAUCGGGGACGCAGGAGCAGCUGCGUGGGGGAAAUGAGGAGCCGAUUCGGGAACAGGUGAAGGCACCUACUUUUGACUCGACUCAAAAGCAGGACGAGCUGCGUGGGAAAAAUGAGGAGCUGAUUCAGGAGCAAGACAAGACACCUCCGCAACAGGAGGAUGAGAAGCAGGGAACGAAGCAGAUGGGGGGCGCAGAGCCAAGCAGAGGGAACCGCAAGCACCGAAAGAACGUCGCUAUGCCCUCCAGCAGCAGCAACGGCAGCACGAUUUUUGAGGCGCCUCAAAAAGAGCCAACCACAGGCAACCGCAAGCACCGAAAGAACGUCGUUAUGCCCUCCAGCAGCAGCAGCGGCAGCAGCAGUAACAAAAAUAGCCCGGACGCCUCGCGCGCAGUCGACAGCGGCGGCAACGGUGGUAGGGGAAAGGGCGGGGCCAGCGGUAAUGGAGGUACCAGCGAUAACAAAAAGUUCGCGACGGUUAAUGCCACAACAGCGGGACCCGCUUCUCGCGAUAUCUCAGCAGGAUCUGCCGUUUCUCGAGACAAUAUCCCAGCGGGACCCGCCGUUUCUCGCGAAGAUACCUCAGCAGCACCCGCCGUUUCGCGAGACAAUACCUCAGCAGCACCCGCCGUUUCGCGAGACAAUACCCCAGCAGCACCCGCCGUUUCGCGAGACAAUACCCCAGCAGCACCCGCCGUUUCGCGAGACAAUACCCCAGCAGCACCCGCCGUUUCUCGAGACGAUAUCCCAGCAGCACCCGCUGUUUCUCGAGACGAUAUCCCAGCAGCACCCGCUGUUUCUCGAGACGAUAUCCCAGCAGCACCCGCCGUUUCUCGAGACGAUAUCCCAGCCGCGGCAUUCGGCGCGGCGUGCACGGGGCGCAAGCUGUACGUGUAUCCGCUGCCCGCGCGCUUCAACCGGUGGAUGGUGGACGACUGCGUGGAGAGCCGCAUCAAGGGCUUCUGCCUCACCAGCCGGCACGACGGGCUGGGCACGAGGCUCGGGCUCUGGGACGAUGCGGUAGAAAGCCACAGUAACGGGAGUUCCAGCAAAGAAAGCAGCAGUGUAACGACAAGCAGAAGCAGCAGCAGGAAUGCUUUCGCUAGCGAGGGCUGGCGAAAUCAAUGGUUUUUAACCGACAGUUCCAAUAACGAGGAGAUUUUCCACUCGCGUCUCCUGCAGCACCCCUGCCGAACCUCCGACCCAGACUCGGCGGAUUUUCUGUUCAUCCCAGCCUACCUGGGCUGGUCGAUCUGGUCGCUCGUGGAGCACGGGCUCUUCGUAGAUAGGGACCAGCCGGGAAUCGAACUCGAGCGCUUUCUUUUGGAAGAAAACCCGGAUUUCAAGAGGCUCGUGGAUCAGGGAAAUCACGUGCUGGUGCUGGGCCGGCCGAUAUGGGAUUUUAGGCGGGUGGCGGAGUGGGGAUCGGACCUGUGGUGGCGACCGACCUUCAAUAAUGUCACACUGCUUACUGUAGAGGCGACAAGGGAGUGGUAUGGGAGAGAGGUGUUUUCCAUUCCUUACCCAACGUCGUUUCAUCCAGUAGGCUCGGCAGACCUGCAGGGUUGGAUAGAUCACGUUCGGGACCACGACCGGCCGUUUUUGUACGCGUUUGUAGGUGGAAGGCGAGCCAAGGAGACGAUAGAGGGGGCACUGAGAGGAGCGUUACUGCGGGAAUGCGAGAGUGAUCCAGAAAAAUGCUUGAUGUUGGAAUGUUACGGGGCCGAUGCCGAAGCGGUAACUGAAGCAGCAGCCGAGAUAGGUCGGCACAUGGCCAGCAGGAUAGCAGAGGCAGCGGCAGCAAGGAAAGAGGGAGGAGUAGGGAAGGAGGAAGAGGAGAAGGAAGGGGGGGAGGAGGAGCCACAGGUGACCCUGAGAGGGUGUACUGAUCCCAGGAGAGUAGCUGGUGUGAUGCUGCAAGCUGAGUUUUGCCUCCAGCCUGUGGGGGACAGCCAAACCCGCCGAUCCUUCUUCGACUCAAUUAUUGCAGGCUGCAUUCCCGUGGUGUUUUCUCGGGACACCUUUGACUCCCAGUAUCCAUGGUUUUUCGACCCUGAACCGGAGGCGAGACGGAAGAUAUCAGUCAUGGUGGAUCCAGAGGAGGUGAUUUCGGGCAGAGUAAAGAUUGGAGAGUUGUUGGGGAAGAUUUCGGAGGAGAGGAAAGAAGAGAUGAGGAAGGAGCUGCGCCUUCACACUCCAAGGCUGUUGAUAAGGGAUCAUACGGUGGAGGGAGAGGUGGGGGAGGAGGGUCGGUUUGAGGAUAUGGUAGAUAUGACUAUCAAUGGCUUGGUUGAGAGGAAGAAGUUGAGAGAAGCUGGCGCUGCAGGUAGUUAUUUCCCCUGGUUUUUAGAUCGUUGAUUGUUCCCUCUCAGAGUAAUGUGGAAAUCAGAGUUUUUUAGGCUUAUAGGACUUGUUUGUUUUGUAAGCUAACUUCGUAGACAAA
This is a messenger RNA of Closterium sp. NIES-67, 3109 nucleotides long. Lineage: Eukaryota; Viridiplantae; Streptophyta; Zygnematophyceae; Desmidiales; Closteriaceae. The record is from the annotation of a GenBank genome assembly.